AUGUUUCUCAAUCUAGGAUGGAAUGCAGGCAUCAUUGGCGAUCAACUCUAGGAGUAGUUAGCUAUCGAAAAUCAAAUACAAGAUUUGAAUCUUGUAAAUAAAGAAUCAGAUUUCUUAGUCAAAUCGUUUUAUUAUGAAACUUAAAAUGGACAAUUUGUUCCUAAAACUAUAUUUGUUGAUUCUGAUCCAUAAUUUCAAAAGAAGAAAAUAUAUGCAAAACAAAAUUUUUCUUCAUUUAGAUAAAUGGUUGAGAAAUGUGAAAAUUUAUAUGGAGUUGUAGUUAUCAAUACAACAAACUAAAAUUACGAUAAUUAUAUCAAAGAAUAAUAAUAAUUAAUACCCACAGUCCCAUUUUACUUUGUGAAUUUGAUUGAAGACUAAAUAUCAUAUUCUUAGUAAAUAAGUACGUUAAAAUGUUAUGAAAUGCUUAAAGAAUAUGCAGAGGUAUGUUUGUAGAUCAAUGGAAGUGUAAUUUUAGAAAAUAAACAAUAUACUACUUAUCCUCCAAGAAAUAUUUCUUAAUUCUUAAGUUAUUGUUUGGCUUCAAUAAAUUAAGCUUAUAAAAAAGUAUUCGAUAUCACUACGUUUUCUUAAAGCCUAUUUCUAGAUUACGAUUAAAAGUUUUUGUCAUGUGGUUUUGAUAAUACCUACGUAAAUUCAUUUACUAAUAACUUUGGAGGCAUUAAUUAUCAAGAAGGGAAAUUCAAUAAAACAGGAUUGAUUAUCAGAGGAGAACCAAAUUUAGAGUAAGUUAAAUUGGUGCAAGACAUAACACAAAUUCCUGUUUAAAUGGGUAUUCUGGAGAAAGGCUAUCCAGGAAUUGCUCAGAUCAGUAAUCAUAGUAAUAAUGUGAAUGUAUUGGCCAAUGCAAUCAAAAAAUUUGAAUAGAUUCCAAAAUAAUUUUUUAAUAUUGAUUAUGAGGUUAGUGAAAGUCUCAAAUAGAUUGUUGCAGCAUAUUAAUGA
This is a messenger RNA of Paramecium tetraurelia, 963 nucleotides long. RefSeq lists its product as uncharacterized. The transcript is spliced from 2 exons. The record is from RefSeq and is a predicted model, not a curated record. Lineage: Eukaryota; Ciliophora; Oligohymenophorea; Peniculida; Parameciidae.